Molecule: messenger RNA, 1275 nt
Organism: Scleropages formosus (Asian bonytongue)
Lineage: Eukaryota; Metazoa; Chordata; Actinopteri; Osteoglossiformes; Osteoglossidae
Product: glutathione reductase, mitochondrial-like
Exons: 12
Coding region: 1-1275 (424 amino acids)
Biological process (GO): cell redox homeostasis; cellular response to oxidative stress; glutathione metabolic process
Cellular component (GO): mitochondrion; cytosol
Molecular function (GO): flavin adenine dinucleotide binding; glutathione-disulfide reductase (NADPH) activity
Source: RefSeq, a predicted model, not a curated record
AUGGCAUCCGAACUGCCCACCCGGUUCGACUUCCUGGUGAUUGGCGGGGGGUCGGGAGGCCUCGCUGGUGCACGGAGGGCGGCGGAGCUCGGAGCCACAGCCGCCGUAAUCGAGAGCCACCGACUCGGAGGUACCUGCGUAAAUGUUGGCUGUGUACCUAAAAAGGUUAUGUGGAACACUGCAGUUCAUGCAGAAUACCUCUCUGAUCAAGCAGACUAUGGUUUUUUGGGUGGUAAUGCACAAUUUAGUUGGCAAUAUAUAAAAAAUAAAAGAGACGAUUAUGUCAGACGUCUGAAUCAGAUUUAUCGGAAUAAUCUUGACAAGGCGAAAAUCCAGAUGAUUCAGGGCCAUGCGGUGUUCACAGAUGACCCUGAACCCACUGUGGAGGUGAAUGGGAAGAAGUACACGGCCCCACACAUCCUCAUCGCCACCGGAGGGCGCCCUAGCGUGCUCACCGAAAGUGAGGUGCCAGGUGCGAAUCUUGGCAUCACAAGCAACGGCUUCUUUGAGCUCGAGUACCUGCCCAGGCGCAGUGUUUUAGUGGGGGCUGGGUACAUCGCCGUGGAGAUGGCUGGCAUCCUCUCUACACUUGGGUCCAAAACUUCCAUCAUCAUCCGACAGGGUGGGGUAUUGCGGAAUUUUGACUCCCUGAUAAGUGCAAACUGUACUAAGGAGUUGCAGAACUCUGGUAUAGAGCUGUGGAAAAACACCCAGGUGAAAUCGGUAAGGAAGACGGAAGAUGGCCUGGAGGUAACAGUGCUCACCACAGACCCUGAGAAGAAGGAGGAGGAGAAGAUUGGGACCAUUGAGGGCGUUGACUGUCUGCUCUGGGCCAUCGGCCGUCGGCCCAACACUGAAUACCUCAACCUCAACCGCAUUGGUGUGGACCUUGAUGAGAAAGGACACAUCGUUGUAGACGAGUUUCAAAACACCACUCGCCAGGGAGUGUACGCGGUCGGAGAUGUCUGUGGAAAGGUCCUACUCACACCAGAGGAGGCCAUAAAGACCCAUGGAAAAGAGAAUGUGAAAACCUACAAAACAACCUUCACCCCCAUGUACCAUGCCAUAACCACCAGGAAGACUCAGUGCAUCAUGAAGCUUGUGUGUGUGGGCAAGGAGAAGAAGGUGGUCGGACUCCACAUGCAAGGUCUGGGCUGUGAUGAAAUGCUCCAGGGUUUUGCCGUGGCCAUCAGGAUGGGUGCCACCAAGGCCGACUUUGACAACACCGUUGCUAUCCACCCUACUUCCUCGGAGGAGCUGGUUACCAUGCGCUAG